Messenger RNA from Chironomus riparius, 3206 nucleotides. The record is from the annotation of a GenBank genome assembly. NCBI's taxonomy places the organism in Eukaryota, Metazoa, Arthropoda, Insecta, Diptera, Chironomidae.
AUGGUUACAAUAGCAUCCCUAUUGGAAAUAGAAGUUAUUGUGAUGCGUUAUUAUUAUGAUGAUCAAAGGAGUGUUGGGCCCCCAGCGGAUUGUGGGGCCAAAACCGGCAACAUAAUAAGUCAUAAUGCACUUAGUGUAUACGGUGGAGGAGUUUUAUGUCCUUCGCCGUCGACAGCUUCAGGAUUUUUCAAUCCACGUAGUCAAGGAUCAGAUUUAAGUCCUCUUGAGUUGGGUUUUUCACGUAGCAUGGGACUUGUCCCACCACCUCCUCAUUCUGGAUGGCGAGACUCGGGCUUAUCAAAUCAUAUAGGAUCCGUAUCCGCAAAUGAUGAUCUUACAACUCUUGCACCAUCUCAGUCCCUUUUAAGUCAAUCUCAACCAAAAUGUGAACUACUUUUAUCACAAUCGACUCCUUCAAAAUGUGAAAUGCUUCCAAUGCAACAAAAUUCAACAUCUAACGGUAUGCAGUCACAUAGUAAUGCAAACGGAUCGUUAGCUUCUUCAAAUAAUAACAACAAUAGUAGUACUACAAACAACAAUAAUACUAUAACUUCAGGUUCAUCAUCAAUUGGAAGUUCAAAUGGAACUCAAGUUAGUGAUGUUAAAAAUCAAAAUAUUGAAUGUGUUGUGUGCGGAGAUAAAAGUUCAGGAAAACAUUAUGGACAAUUUACAUGCGAAGGUUGCAAGUCAUUUUUCAAACGAUCAGUGCGACGAAAUCUCACAUAUUCAUGUCGGGGAAAUCGAAACUGUCCAAUAGAUCAACACCAUCGAAACCAAUGUCAAUAUUGUAGAUUACGAAAGUGCCUCAAGAUGGGAAUGCGACGUGAAGCUGUGCAAAGAGGUCGCGUACCACCAACUCAACCACCAAUCCCAGGAAUGCAUGGACAAUAUUUGACAAAUGGUGAUGCCGCUGGAAUGUGUGGCUUUAAUGGGCAUUCUUACCUUAGUUCUUACAUAUCGUUAUUGUUACGAGCUGAACCUUAUCCGACAUCUCGAUAUGGUCAAACGUGUAUGCAAACAAACAAUAUUAUGGGUAUUGAUAAUAUAUGUGAAUUGGCAGCACGUUUGCUCUUUUCUGCUGUUGAAUGGGCUAGAAAUAUACCAUUUUUCCCCGAUUUACAAGUCACUGAUCAAGUAGCUUUACUACGAUUAGUAUGGUCAGAGCUAUUCGUUCUUAAUGCAUCACAAUGCUCAAUGCCCCUUCAUGUAGCUCCACUUUUGGCUGCUGCUGGUCUACACGCAUCACCAAUGGCUGCCGACCGAGUAGUUGCAUUUAUGGAUCACAUAAGAAUAUUUCAGGAACAAGUUGAAAAACUUAAAGCAUUACAUGUCGAUUCAGCAGAAUAUUCAUGUCUUAAAGCAAUAGUUUUAUUUACCACUGGUAAGUUACUUGAUAUCCUGUUCAUUGAUACGCAUGCUCUUUUGUCAAAAACUAAUCAAUCCUUUUCCACAUUAACAAAUGAAAAUGAUUUAAUGCAAUUAGUAAAAUUGCAUCUCGAAUCAUAUUCAUCUUCCAUCAACACUAGCUUUUUAAGUAGUAAUAGUAGUAAUAAUAAUAAUUCUAAUUUAAUUAAUCAUAAUUUGAAACCUAAUCCUGAACCUACUUCACCCAUCAGCAAUGAUCGAACCAAAUUGAACUUAUCAAAUACUAGUAGUAGCAUUAGUCAAUCACCCAAUACAUCGCAUAACUCUAGCUUAAAUAGUUCCUCUGGAAAUAGUUCUGGCAUAUCUGUCGGAAUAUCACCUCAGCUUUCAUCAUUUUACCACCAUCAUCAAGCUGCAUUUCAUGCUACAUCAAAAUCAUUUAAUGCACUUGAUGAUUUUCUUGCCAUUCAAAACGAUUCUUAUUCAUUCAACAAUAGCUUGAUGAAUUCCUUUAAUCAGUUUGCUAACUCUGAAACGUUUAUUUUAAAACUGUCCCUUAUUUACUUAAUAGAUGCAUGUGGACUCUCAGAUGUAUCACAUAUUGAAUCAUUACAAGAGAAAUCUCAAUGUGCUCUUGAAGAGUAUUGUAGAACUCAAUAUCCCAAUCAGCCAACUCGAUUUGGAAAGCUACUGCUACGUUUACCAUCUCUCAGAACAGUUUCAUCACAAGUAAUUGAGCAAUUGUUCUUUGUUCGGCUGGUUGGAAAGACUCCAAUAGAGACGCUUAUUCGCGAUAUGUUGCUAUCGGGAAGCAGUUUUUCAUGGCCGUAUCUACCAUCUAUGUGACAUACGGGUGCUUUGUGGCGACAAUUAGCUACCACUUCUUGAUCUACGCCUACCAUUGCAACUGAACCAGCCACUACUUCAAACUGCUUCAAUUCAACAUCGGCAACAACUUCUUCAUCAAUAAUAGAUCCAUUAUUAGGACAUUCUGGACUUUUUUCGUCAUCUUCCUCAUCAUCACCGUCUGCUACAUUUGCAACUGCGAAUUCAAGUUUCUAUGCUAAUUGUUAUGCUGCUCUAUCAGCUUCUACAUUUUCAAGUACCGUGGGCUCAUCAAACAUGAUGAACGGUAUGAACUUUUUUAAUUUAAAUUCAGCAAACCCCACAUCAGCGCUUUUUGGAACUGGAAACUCAAGUUCCGCAUCAUUGUAUAAAGAUAGUUGCAAAUAUGGAUCAUCUGCUCAAAAUGAGGAAGAAGAAGAUAGUGAAAGAUUAUUGAAUGAUGGAAGCACACAUGUCCACAAAACAGAUUCAAGUAAUACGCAUAGCUUCAAUGAACGAUCAACUGAGAAUAUAUCACAUGUUGGUGAAGAAAACACCAAUUAAUUCCUUAAAAAAUUUAUCUACAUAUCUUUUAUAUUCAAUUCUAUGCCUAUAAUUUCGGCUAUUUAAGUUUUCUCAAAUCGAGUAAACAGCAAUCAAAACUAUAUUUCGUUUCCUUGCAUGCAAACGUACUUAGUGUCAAUUACUUUUUUUUAUAUUUUUUAAUGUAUCACAAAAAAACAUUUAAAAACAUUAAAUAUCAAAUUAUUGUUCAGAUUAGUGAAAUUGCAUUGAAAAAAUUCUAGAAUUUAAAUAAAAUUUGAUUUCAAUUCUAAUUCUAUUUCGAUUCUAAAAUCAGAAUUUAAAUUGAACGAAUCAAUUCUGGAACUGUAAUUGAAAUUCUUCUUACAUUUUUUCUGCAUUUCUCAACGUUUCAUGACUUUUCCAGAAUGGGCUCAGUUCUGCGGAACUAAGCAGUUCCGCUAGUUCCUUCAUGUCUAUAUUGGACCAUAUGC